Telopea speciosissima is the source of this 3327-nucleotide messenger RNA. Its product is annotated as putative disease resistance protein RGA3. Lineage: Eukaryota; Viridiplantae; Streptophyta; Magnoliopsida; Proteales; Proteaceae. Gene Ontology annotation, biological process: defense response to other organism. Gene Ontology annotation, molecular function: ADP binding. The record is from RefSeq and is a predicted model, not a curated record. The transcript is spliced from 4 exons. Bases 1 to 3327 code for a protein of 1108 amino acids.
AUGGAGGAACUACUGGCAUAUAUGGUGGGUGCCAGGUUCGAUAGGUUGAGGCAGAGUAGCAUGUUGAUCCCGCCCAAACUCUAUUAUCCCACAUUGGUCAGGGAAUUUUACUCAAAUUUGGUGCUGGUUAAGGAGGUUGAUGACGGCUCCAAGUCGACUUCCUAUGUAAAGGGAGUAAUCAUUAGCUUCAAUGCCGUGGAGCUGGGGGUUCUUCCCAAUAUAACCUCAGAAGAUGAGAAGCGGAGUUUGUUUAAGGUCCUCUCCAAUGACAGGUUCAAGGAGAACGAAGAUCUUUCCAAGUUCCCUCUGAAAUUUAGGCGCACAUCUGGGAUCUUACAGGACAAGGUCCAUGGACUAGGUCCAUAUACCAAGUCAUUUCCAGCAAUUCAGAUCGAUUUCUUACAGGGAGAAGGCAUGGGAAGUAGUGAUGACAUAAUUGUAUCCCAUAUUGUAGCAGUCUUACUUGACAAAUUAUCCUCAGAAGCAUUAAGGGAUUUUGGAUCGGUAUGGUGCGUACAAAGUGAGCUACGUUCACUCUCAGAUCUUCUUGGGAAAAUUCAAGAACUGCUCAAAUUUGCAGAGGAAGCUCAAACAAAGAAUAUCUUGGUGAAACGCUGCCUCAGAAAUCUCAGAGAUGUUGCUUACCGAGCUGAGGACAUAAUGGAUGAGUUCAUCUAUGAAGCUCGUAAAGAAAAAGAUGAAAGGUAUGAAGCUGGAAAAGUCAAAGAGGUACGAUCUUUCCACUCUAACUUAAAUGAAAGUGGGCUUUUACAUAAAGAAGAAAUCGUACCUCUUAUAAAUGAUGAACUCCUAAAGAAACUAGUGGAGAUUGAGAAGAAACUUGAAGAUCACUAUUGCAGAGAAAGGAAGAUGAGUCUAUAUGUAAUUGAUGAACUAGAUACUAGGCCAAGGAGUGGUUCUCUAGUAGACGAGUCUUUUACUUUGGGGAGAAAGGAAGAUGAAGAAACAAUAAAAAAUAAGUUGUUGUCGUAUCAAGAUGAAAGUCAAAAACAUGUUUCUGUUAUUGCCAUUGUUGGAUUGGGAGGUGUAGGCAAGACAACUCUAGCCCAACUUGUCUACAAUGAUCCUGAUGUAGAGAAACAUUUUGAAAGUAGAGCUUGGGUUUGUGUGUCUACUGAUUUUAAUGCUGUGAGAUUGAUCUCUGCAAUUCUAGAGUCCUUGACUGGGGAAAAUCCUAACUUGAGAAACCUAGAACCACUUCAACAUAAGUUGAGAGAUAAAUUAAAGGGGAAGCGAUUUUUAAUCAUCUUAGAUGAUGUUUGGACUGAAAAGGAAAAUGAUUGGAAAUCUCUGAGAGUUGCAUUCAGGGCUACAGGGGAAGGAAGUAAAAUAAUUGUAACAACUCGAAGUAGAAGAGUUUCUUCAAUGAUGCAUCCCAUGUAUACCCAUGAUCUACAAAUUUUAUCGGAUGAAGAGUGUUGGUCAAUAAUGGAAAGGCAGAUAUCUGUAAAUUAUGGAUCGAUUGCUCCCAGCCUAGAAGCAGUGGGUAGGAACAUUGCAAGGAAGUGCAAAGGAUUGCCCUUGGCAGCAAAUACUCUUGCAGGCCUUUUAAACUCUAGUUCAGAUUUAAACCAUUGGCUAUCAGUCUUGAAUAGUUGCAUGUGGGACUUAGAAGAGAGCAAUUUACCAGCUGCGCUAAGUCUAAGCUAUUAUUUUCUUCCCACAUAUUUGAAGCAGUGUUUUGCUUAUUGCUCUGUAUUUCCCAAAGAUUAUAAAUUUGAUAAGCAAAGUCUCAUCAAACUGUGGAUGGCAGAAGGAUUUAUUAGAUCGAAAACAAGAAUGGAUGAUAUAGGUGGUCAAUAUUUUGAUGAUUUGCUUCAUAGAUCUUUCUUUCAGCACUGCAAUAGAGAGUGUAGAUUUGUAAUGCAUGACCUUGUACAUGAUUUAGCACAAGCAGUGUCAGGGGAUGUGUUUGGUAGAAUUGAUGAUGAUGAUGAGUGUGGUGAAUCAUGCCAUAGCUUCAAAGGGACCCGUUAUUUGUCCAUUUGUUGUCUGAAACACAUGUUUAAGGACAAAAAUCAUGAUCACAAGUGGUUAUCCACAAUGAUAAACCUAAAUCAAUGUUAUUGUUUUGGCUGGGAUAAUUUUCUCAAGUCUUUUGGGAGACUGAGAUCCUUACGUGUCUUAGACUUGUCUGGUUCUAAUAUUUGGAUGCUUCCUGAUGAUAUUGGUGAUUUGAAAUACCUACAGUAUAUUAACCUCUCUAAUGUUCAUGAGAUUCGUCAAUUACCAGAGUCAGUGUGCAAUCUUCUCAAUCUACAGUCAUUGCUACUCUGUAAUUCUGGAAUACGUGAGUUGCCUAGAGGCAUGAAGUAUCUACGCUAUCUCCAGCAUCUAGACACGUAUGGGUGCAGGUACUUAUGUUCCAUGCCACAAGGAAUUGGGAGAUUAAGUAGUCUCAAGACAUUGUCAAAGUUUCCUGUCUCGAAACAUGAUGAUGGUGGUUCUGGGAUAAGAGAGCUGAAGGAGCUGAGGCAGCUUGAGGGCGCGCUUUUGAUCUGCUCGUUAGAGAAUGUGAUAGAUCCUCGGGAUGCUUGGGCUGAUUUGAUGAAUAAGCCGAAAAUAGAUGAGUUGACAUUGUCUUGCUUGCUACCCAAUGAUGUUAGUGAUAUAGAUAUUGAGGUUUUUGAAGGUUUACAACCUCAAACUGAGUUGAAGAGUCUAUCUAUUCACGGUUACUAUGGUUUAACAUUUCCAAGAUGGUUGAUGGUAGAAUUGCCAAGCUACAACAAGCUAGUCUCUUUGACACUCAGCGCCUGCUGGGAAUGCCAAGUCCUCCCACUGAUUGGGAAGCUGUCGGUGUUGGAAUCUCUACACAUAGUAGAAAUGAAGAAGUUGGAGGAGUGGUCAAGCAACUCUAGAGGGGAGGAAACUGAAUUCCCUAGCCUUCUAAGGCUAACCAUUGAAAGUUGUUCCGCACUGAGGAUACUACCACAACCACUUCUAUCAAGUCCAAGACUAUGUGAAUUGAGUAUCAAGAAAUGUCCAAGGCUCAGCAUGUUGCCUCGUGAUGGACAAAGCAAUCUCAUGACCUCUCUCAAAAAUCUUCAUCUUGGGGAUGGAAUGGAAGGGUUGGUGCAGUCUCUGGAUGAGACUGAGACUCUACCACCAAAUCUUAAUUGCCUUUAUAUCUAUUAUUGUAAAUCACUACCCAAGGGGUUGAGAAACUUGUCUUCACUCCAACAUCUGAAGUUUGGUCGAUUUUGUAAAAUCAACUACAGCCCCGAGGAGCUCCCCAAUAAUGUCAUCUUGGAUUCAAAGCAGGAUGCUGAAUCAGAAUCGCAAAACCAGGCUCAAGAAGCUUAA